Trichobilharzia szidati is the source of this 1129-nucleotide messenger RNA. The record is from the annotation of a GenBank genome assembly. NCBI's taxonomy places the organism in Eukaryota, Metazoa, Platyhelminthes, Trematoda, Strigeidida, Schistosomatidae.
AUGAACAGCUUCUCUUUGAAAUGUAUUACAAACAGUGCUGCUUUGAACUUGACGGGCAGACCACAUCUGAGAAUAGAUUUCAACGUCUACAUCAUGCAACUCUUCAUUCUCAGUCUUCUCGUGUGUAUCCACACAUUACUCGCUGAAUCCAAUGCCAACAAGACAUACAUGCUCCAUUUACGUUGGCUUCCAACACACUGUUUCAACAGAUAUUGUACUGUCCCGGAGAGAACAACUAUGGAUAUUUCGAAAUUGAGAGCAUCACCUCACUUUGACUGGUCUGACUUCGCAUGUCCAAGUGGUCUCCACUUCUUCGAGCAGGAUAUUAAUGAAAUACCUGAUCUGAAUACUUAUUGGACUAAUCCAACUCAUGAACUCUUCGCACAUCUCAACGUGUACAAUGAUUAUGCAGCAUGCACGGUGAUGGGUGAAUCUGGAACCAGUCCAAUUCUCUACUUCAAUCAUAGCAUUAAUCUCUACAAAAAACUCAUGACACCAAGGAACGCUGGAAUGUUGAGAUACAUAUUGAAGAAGAAUACUGUACAGGUGGUGAGUUGACAUUCAAUUUUUCAACCGAACACGUUUACCAGUAUUAUGUGUAAUCAUCAUUGAACAACCACACUAAUUCACGAACUACAUUCAUCCACUCUGUUUAUGUAGCCUGGAAAAGUGGAAUACGAGCUGUGGAAAGCGUUCCAUGCAAGGGCCAAAGUGAUUUGCGCACAUGAUGAAGUCGGGCGGGCUUUCCUACACGAAGUAGUAUUCUGUUUCAACGAAGCGUCAUCACUCGUCGACUGUCCACCAGAAUACGCCAGUGAUUUACAGUCUUUUCACCCAGAUCUGGAGGUGGAUGAUGAGGAAACGUUUAGUCAGCAGAUGCAGUCUCAAAUCUUGUGUCCAGCCAAGCUCAUCAUUCCUGAUUACAAGAUAGUUGAACACAAGGAACAACACGAAUUCGAUUCUUUCGAACUUGAUUAGGAUGAUUAUCAUUGUGCGUAUUUUUGAACUUUUGUCACUCCAGUUAGAUGGGAAUCAUAAUGAUGAUUAUUAUGUCCCACUCACUUUUCAUUUGAUGUACUCACUUCUUGUAAUGUAGUUUCUAGCAAAUAAAAUAUAUUUCACAUUUCAA